This is a messenger RNA of Gloeophyllum trabeum ATCC 11539, 550 nucleotides long. RefSeq lists its product as uncharacterized. The transcript is spliced from 5 exons. The record is from RefSeq and is a predicted model, not a curated record. The coding region runs from base 1 to 474 and encodes 157 amino acids. NCBI's taxonomy places the organism in Eukaryota, Fungi, Basidiomycota, Agaricomycetes, Gloeophyllales, Gloeophyllaceae.
AUGCCCAAGGUCAUCUCAAGGUCGGCAGUCUCGUCUUCGACCGAUGCUGCUCCUACUGCGUCCUCGAUCGCGGCGUUGAGGGUCUACUAUUGCAUUUGUGGCGAGUUCAUCCUUGUUAUAGACAAAAGCCUCGCUUCUCUGCCGAGGCGCCAGUCAGAUGGAGCUAUCAUCGUCAGGUCGCAGGAUAGCGCUGCCGGUAAGGCUCGCGUCUUCAAGCUAAAUGCUACAGCGGGUGACCCUGUUCUGGUGGAGAGGAAAGGUGGGCAUGAGCGCCAAUAUCGAUUUCUCUGCCCUCGGUGUACGCUACCCAUCGGAUAUCAAUCCACGCCUCCACCAGAGAAGUCCGGCCCGUACUUGUACAUCAUCAAAGGAGCAUUGACUCAGAUGCAGGGUCAAGUACCUGCGGACGCAUUCGAUGGAGAAGAACUAGUGCGGACCUCGGCAGAAGAGAAGGAAAGCAAUUCACUGACUUGAUAUCAUGUGUGUGAGUUCCUGUAGAUACCCUAUCCACUGCAAUGAUGCAUCAUGGGGUUGAUGCACGACAGACCAC